AGAGGAGGAGCUCCCCGCCACCACGAAGAAAGUCGACAGCGAGCGCGAGCCACCACCCACAGCGUUGAGCGCAGCAGAAAGCUUUUCGAACCAUGGGCAUGACCAAGGUGGACACGAGCAUCGUCGCCGAGGGCAUGCGCGAGGAGAUCCGGCGCGACGUCCAGCUCGUGCCCGGCGUGCGGCCGCGGCUCGUGGGCUUCCUCUCGAACAAGGACCCGGCCGCGCGGAAGUACGCCGAGUGGACGGGCCGCGCGGCGACCAAGGACGGCAUCGAGUACGAGCUCCGCGAGGUCGAGGCCUGCGAGCUCGGCGCCGCGCUCCACGCCGCGAACAAGGACGAUACUGUGCACGGCAUCCUCAUCUACUACCCCGUCUUCGGGUUCCAGCCGUCGUUCUUCGGCGGGUCCAUGGACGACCAGCUCCGCGACGCGAUCUCGCCGCAGAAGGACGUCGAGGGCCUCUGCACGACCUACCGGCACAAUUUGUACCGCAACAUCCGGCGCGUGGACCGCUGGCGGCGGUCCAUCGUGCCCUGCACGCCCUUGGCGGUCGUCAAGUGCCUCGAGCACGUCGGCGUGCACAAGCGCGACGGCGGCGGCAUGGCCGGCGUCGUCUGCUCCGUCGUGAACCGCUCCGAGAUCGUCGGCCGGCCCCUGGCGGCCAUGCUCGCCAACGACGGCGCGACGGUCUACUCCAUCGACAUCGACUCGAUCUACGUCAUGCGCAAGGGCGAGAUGGCGCCGUGCAAGCUGAGCCCCGAGGAGGCCAUCAAGGCCUCCGACGUCGUCGUCCUCGGCGUGCCCUCGCCCAAGUACAAGCUCAAGGUCGCCACCCUCAAGAAGGGCGCCGUCGUCGUCAACGUCUCCGGCUUCAAGAAUUUGGACGACUCGGACGCGACGGACGACGACGUCUACACCUACAUCCCCCUCGUGGGCCGCGUCACCGUCGCCUGCCUCGAGCGGUCCCUCGUCUGCCUCUACAAGCAGUACCACGUGCCCAAGCUCCGCCUCAAGAAGGCCCUCAAGUGGCUCCCCGUCGCCCUCGCCGCCGCCGCCGCGCUCGGCGCGGUCGCCAUGAAGAAGCGCGCGUGAAGCGGGGAACCCAAGCUAACCCUGUGGUGUUC
Molecule: messenger RNA, 1123 nt
Organism: Aureococcus anophagefferens
Lineage: Eukaryota; Pelagophyceae; Pelagomonadales; Pelagomonadaceae
Exons: 2
Coding region: 93-1091 (332 amino acids)
Biological process (GO): purine nucleobase biosynthetic process; tetrahydrofolate interconversion
Cellular component (GO): cytosol
Molecular function (GO): methylenetetrahydrofolate dehydrogenase (NAD+) activity; methenyltetrahydrofolate cyclohydrolase activity; methylenetetrahydrofolate dehydrogenase (NADP+) activity
Source: RefSeq, a predicted model, not a curated record